Molecule: messenger RNA, 3662 nt
Organism: Erinaceus europaeus (western European hedgehog)
Lineage: Eukaryota; Metazoa; Chordata; Mammalia; Eulipotyphla; Erinaceidae
Gene: UBE3C
Product: ubiquitin protein ligase E3C
Exons: 23
Coding region: 144-3395 (1083 amino acids)
Biological process (GO): protein polyubiquitination; ubiquitin-dependent protein catabolic process
Molecular function (GO): ubiquitin protein ligase activity
Source: RefSeq, a predicted model, not a curated record
CGGCGGCGGCGGCGGCCAUCUUGGUCUGAGGCGGCCGCUCCCGGAGCCGGCGCGGGUUGGCGGAGCCCUCGGCCUGGGCCUCGCGCUCCCCUCGGGCCGGCGGCGGCCCGCGCGGCCGCUCCCCGAUGGGCUAAGCCGCGACCAUGUUCAGCUUCGAGGGCGACUUCAAGACGCGGCCCAAGGUGUCCCUCGGAGGGGCAAGCCGGAAGGAAGAAAAGGCUUCUCUUCUGCACCGAGCUCAGGAAGAACGAAGGAAGAGGGAGGAGGAGCGGCGGAGGCUGAAGAAUGCCGUGGUCAUCCAGUCCUUUGUGCGCGGCUGCAGAGACAGGAAGCAGCAGUAUUCCAUCCAGAGAAGCGCGUUCGACCGCUGCGCCGGCCUGGCGCAGCCUGGCACCACGGUCCCUGUCGCCGGCGCCCCCAACCUCGCCCUCCUGGUGAGGCGGCUCCUGUUCUUUUACCAGCUCGGUGAAGACUCAAAGCGUCUGAUAUGGGUGUACCAGAACUUGCUCAAGCACAGCUCCGUGUUUCUGCAGCAGCUGGACGGACCUGAGCGGCUCACGCGCCUGUUCCAGAUAAAGAGGCUGAUGAGUCUGUGCUGCGGCUUGCUGCAGAGCCACAGUGACGACAGCUCGAACGUGGCCGUGCCUCUGAGGAUGCUGGAGGUGUUCUCUUCUGAGAAGACGUACCUGCCCGUUGUGCGGGACCCAGGCGCGGUGGUGUGGGUGCUGGAGCAGGUGCUGCACUACAUGGUUCAGCACGGCUACUACCGGGCGUUGUCCGUGCUGAUCCACAGCAAGCUUCCGCCCAGUGUUGACUACUCGGACCUGGUGCGGGUGCCCAUUGCGAAGACCCUGGUGGAGAACGUUCUCAAGCCGCUGCACUUUACCUAUGGCUCCUGCGGGGAAGGGGCGAGGCAGCGGGUCUUCGCCGCCUUCGCGGAGGAGCUGCUGGCCGCGCCGUUCUCGGAGCAGAUCCUCCAGCUCGUGGUCCCGGCGCUGGCGGAUGCGCAGGCCGCCUUCCCCUUCGAGCCCUUCCUGGACGCGUUGCUGUCGCUGCGGGGCGGGGCCCCCGAGAGCUGUGUGUCCGCACCCUGGCUCUUCUACUUCGUGCUCACCGUGGGCGAGAGCCACCUGGGCGCCCUGUCCGAGGAGGGUCUGCUGCGCUACCUGCGGGUGCUCCAGGCCUUCCUCUGUCGGCUGCCGCUGUCCCCCGGCGGCCCAGGCUGUCAGGACGCCAGCGACUCGGAGGAGGAGAGCGAGGAAGCGGACCGGCGGCCGAGCUCUCCCGAGUCCGGGCGGCUGUCGGCGCCCCGCGUCACGGAGGAGUGUCUGAGGAAGCUGGACAGCAAGCGGCAGACCAACGCGCUGCUCGGCCUGGUGUGGCGGGACUCAGCCGGCGAGGAGGCCUUCACGCUCAUGGCAUCCAUCUGCCACGCGCUGAUGGUGCGGCACCGCAUGAUGGUGCCCAAAGUCAGGCUUCUCUACAGCCUGGCCUUCAACGCCAGGUUCCUACGGCACCUCUGGUUUCUGAUCUCGUCUAUGACCACACGGAUGAUCACGGGGUCCAUGGUGCCGCUGCUGCAGGUGAUGUCCAGGGGCUCGCCCAUGUCUUUCGAAGAUUCUGGCCGGAUCAUCCCCCUCUUCUACCUUUUCAGCUCCUUGUUCAGUCACUCGCUCAUCUCCAUUCAUGACAAUGAAUUCUUCGGGGACCUCACGGAAGUUGCAGGCCCCCGGCGGCCAUCCAUGAUGCCGUUCUCUCUGGAGGAGCUGGUGGUGCUGUCCCGCUGCCUGCGUGACGCCUGCCUGGGCAUCAUCAAGCUGGCGUACCCCGACACCAAGCCCGAGGUGCGGGAGGGGUACAGCCUGGCCUUCCAGAGCGUCGGCGUGGCCACCAGCCAGGAGCUGCAGCAGUGCGUCCAGCUGCAGCAGAAGCGCUGGGUGCAGCUCUUCAAGGUCAUCACCAACCUGGUGAAGAUGCUCAAGUCCAGGGACACGCGGAGGAGCUUCUGCCCCCCGGACCACUGGCUGUCCGAGCAGGAGGACAUCCGAGCAGACAAGGUGACCCAGCUCUACGUGCCGGCGUCCAGGCACGUGUGGCGGUUCCGGCGGAUGGGCAGGAUCGGCCCCCUGCAGUCCACCCUGGACGUGGGCCUGGAGUCGCCGCCUCUGUCCGUGUCUGAGGAGAGGCAGCUCGCCGUCCUCACAGAGCUGCCCUUCGUGGUGCCCUUCGAGGAGCGGGUGAAGAUUUUCCAGAGGCUGAUCUAUGCAGAUAAGCAAGAGGUCCAAGGAGAUGGUCCGUUUCUGGACGGGAUCAACGUCACGAUAAGAAGAAACUACAUUUAUGAAGACGCCUAUGACAAGCUGUCCCCAGAGAACGAGCCCGACCUGAAGAAGAGGAUCCGUGUGCACCUGCUCAACGCGCACGGCCUGGACGAGGCGGGCAUCGACGGCGGCGGCAUCUUCCGGGAGUUCCUCAACGAGCUGCUCAAGUCGGGCUUCAACCCCAACCAGGGCUUCUUCAAGACGACCAACGAGGGCCUCCUCUACCCCAACCCCGCCGCCCGCAUGCUUGUUGGAGACUCCUUCGCACGCCACUACUACUUCCUGGGCCGCAUGCUGGGCAAGGCCCUCUAUGAGAACAUGCUGGUGGAGCUGCCCUUUGCCGGCUUCUUCCUGUCCAAGCUGCUGGGCACCAGCGCCGACGUGGACAUCCACCACCUGGCCUCGCUGGACCCCGAGGUCUACCGCAACCUGCUCUUCCUCAAGAGCUAUGAGGGCGACGUGGAGGAGCUGGGGCUCAACUUCACCGUGGUCAACAACGACCUGGGCGAAGCGCAGGUGGUGGAGCUCAAGUCGGGCGGGAAGGACAUCCCGGUGAGCAGCGCCAACCGCAUCGCCUACAUCCACCUGGUGGCUGACUACAGGCUCAACCGCCAGAUCCGCCAGCACUGCCUGGCCUUCCGCCAGGGCCUGGCCAACGUCGUCAGCCUCGAGUGGCUGCGCAUGUUUGACCAGCAGGAGAUCCAGGUGUUGAUUUCGGGAGCACAGGUGCCCAUCUGCCUUGAGGACCUCAAGUCCUUCACCAACUACUCAGGGGGCUACUCGGCAGACCACCCUGUCAUCCAAGCCUUCUGGAGAGUCGUGGAGGGCUUCACGGACGAGGAGAAGCGUAAGCUGCUCAAGUUCGUCACCAGCUGCUCCCGACCCCCCCUCCUGGGCUUCAAGGAGCUGUACCCCGCCUUCUGCAUCCACAACGGGGGCUCGGACCUGGAGCGGCUGCCCACGGCCAGCACGUGCAUGAACCUGCUGAAGCUGCCUGAGUUCCCCGAGGACGGCCUGCUGCGCAGCAAGCUGCUGUACGCUAUCGAGUGCGCCGCGGGCUUCGAGCUCAGCUGAGCCCCGCACCCGGGGACCUGGGGGCACACCUGGCCUCCACGAGGGGGCGACCCGGGACUUCCAUGGCCGCCCUGCCCCACCCCUGCCCCGCCGGGAAUACACGCCUGUCGGCCUCCGUGCCUCCUGGAUGUCGCCUGUGGGGUGGGCGCUCCUUGCCUGGAACCAAAGCGGCAGCGGGCGGCCCCGGGCUGGCCUCCCCCUGCCCUGGUGCUGCUGGGAGGGAGCCCCCGCCGUGGGUGGUGGCGGUGGUGGCGGCGGUGGCGGUGG